AUGCCGGCAUUAUUCGCGGUUCUAGACGAGGCGGAUCAAGCAGUUGAAGUAUGCGACGAGUCGAAAGUAGUACAGUAUGUGAAUCGGGCAUACGAGAGCGUCACUGGAUGCCUUAGAGGAGAAGUUGUUGCGAGAUCGACAUUAUGGUUUCAUUGA
Ostertagia ostertagi is the source of this 156-nucleotide messenger RNA. NCBI's taxonomy places the organism in Eukaryota, Metazoa, Nematoda, Chromadorea, Rhabditida, Trichostrongylidae. The record is from the annotation of a GenBank genome assembly.